This is a messenger RNA of Mucor velutinosus, 1290 nucleotides long. RefSeq lists its product as uncharacterized. The record is from RefSeq and is a predicted model, not a curated record. NCBI's taxonomy places the organism in Eukaryota, Fungi, Mucoromycota, Mucoromycetes, Mucorales, Mucoraceae. The coding region runs from base 1 to 1290 and encodes 429 amino acids. The transcript has a single exon.
AUGCAACCUCAUUAUCUGGGAAGAAUGGACAUUGUAUGUGAUGGUUGUGGUGCAUUGCAUUGGGACGCAGAAAGAACUGCUGGUCAGACCAGAAGCAAUAAUCUCUUCUACUCAUGCUGUAAAAAAGGAAAAGCCAUAUUGCCCUUAUUGCAAGAUCCGCCUGAGUCCUUGAAUAGUUUAUUCAACGGAAGCCACCCACGCUCAUCUCAUCUCUUGAAGCAUAUAAGGCAAUACAAUAAUUUGUUUGCUUUUACUUCAUUCGGUACCACUGCUACGCCAGCAGGGGCCCAGAGAGAAGGAGAGGAGGAGAGGAGAGGUGGGAUUACUACAGUAGGUGCCCAUGGUGAAUUGUAUCACAUGCAAGCACCCUUGAAUUUUGGUAAUGCUCCAAAGUACAAUCAGCUGUACAUUUACGAUCCCGAGUAUACCGCUGCAUGUCGAUCUGCCAACCCAAGAAAUCAGCAUUUAGAUGAUUCUACCAUUGAAGCAUUAAGUGAAAUAAUUGAUGAUGCGAUUCGUUGUGGUAACCCAUUUGUACGUAUCUACAAGCAUGCCCACGAGAUUCUGGGUGCAGAGGAAGAACGACAAGCCCAAGAUCAUGUCAGCGAGGAUGCAUACAUUCGACUCAACCCUCAAAUGAGACUUGAAUUGAUUGUCGGUGAAGAUAGGCGUACUCAGAACCUGCCAACCGUCAACGAGAUUGCAGCUGUCAUCCCCAAUGAAUAUGCUGAUUCAAGUUUCAGAGACAUCCUGGUUAUCUAUCGAAAUAGCUCCUUCACCAGUUCCAGAGGACACUUUAGAAGGAUCAACGAGACACAUGCUGCCUACAUGCCUCUCCAUUACGUUUUGCUUUUUCCCAGAGGUGAAUAUGGGUGGCAUUGGGGCCUUCGUUUGCAAUUGUCUGCUUCAACUGUUGAUGCCAUGGAUGUUGAUAAUGAAGAAGUGCAAGAAGGACAGCAACAAGCAGCAAAAAGGCUCCCUCAGCGAGUGUUUUACAGAUUUAGACUGCAUGUCAGAGCUGAUGAAUUAAAGAUAUUGUUCUUAUCAAGACGUCUCUUCCAGCAGUAUGUGAUCGAUGCUUGGGCUGUCUGUGAGCAAACAAAAUUGGACUGGAUCAAGUCUAACCAGGCAAACCUUCGUGCGGAUGUCUACAAAGGUCUUGCUGAUGCUACCAGUGCUGCUGAUGCAGAUCUUGAAAUGGUUGGAAGAUCAUUCGUCUUGCCAAGUAGCUUUACUGGAGGGCCUCGCUUUAUGAUGCAACUGUACCAAAAUGCAAUGGCUAUCUCUUGA